Molecule: messenger RNA, 268 nt
Organism: Leptosomus discolor (cuckoo roller)
Lineage: Eukaryota; Metazoa; Chordata; Aves; Leptosomiformes; Leptosomidae
Source: RefSeq, a predicted model, not a curated record
GAUAAGAAAUGGGUUCUCAAUCAUGAAGAUGUCACACUGGGAGAAUUACUGGGCAAAGGUAAUUUUGGUGAGGUGUAUAAGGGAACAUUAAAGGAUAAAACUCCUGUUGCUGUAAAAACUUGUAAAGAAGAUCUUCCUCAGGAACUGAAAAUAAAAUUUCUGUCAGAAGCCAGAAUACUCAAACAGUAUGAUCAUCCUAAUAUUGUAAAACUUAUAGGAGUUUGCACACAACGACAACCUAUUUAUAUUGUUAUGGAACUUGUUCCAG